Messenger RNA from Neopelma chrysocephalum (saffron-crested tyrant-manakin), 281 nucleotides. RefSeq names its product nuclear receptor coactivator 1-like. Gene Ontology annotation, molecular function: nuclear receptor binding. Gene Ontology annotation, biological process: cellular response to hormone stimulus; positive regulation of transcription by RNA polymerase II. NCBI's taxonomy places the organism in Eukaryota, Metazoa, Chordata, Aves, Passeriformes, Pipridae. Gene Ontology annotation, cellular component: nucleus. The transcript is spliced from 2 exons. The annotation marks the transcript as partial. The record is from RefSeq and is a predicted model, not a curated record.
AGAAAGCCGCGGACGACGACGUCCAGAAAUCCGACAUCUCCUCCAGCAGCCAGGGGGUCAUCGAGAAGGAAUCCCUGGGACCUCUGCUCCUUGAGGCCCUGGACGGGUUCUUCUUCGUGGUGAACCGGGAGGGGCGGAUCGUGUUCGUGUCGGAGAACGUGACGGGAUAUCUGGGCUACAACCAGGAGGAGCUGAUGAACACCAGCGUCUACAGCAUCCUGCACGUGGGGGACCACGCCGAGUUCGUCAAGAACCUGCUCCCCAAAUCCCUGGGUAAGGGA